AUGGGUAUCGUAGAAAAGAUCAAAGAGAUAGAGGAGGAGAUGGCCAGGACCCAGAAGAACAAGGCCACGGAGUAUCACUUGGGUCUCCUGAAAGCGAAGUUGGCUCGUUACCGAGCACAACUUCUCGAACCAACGACUAAAUCAGGCGGUGCUGGUACUGGUUUCGACGUACAGAAGUCCGGGGAUGCGAGAGUCGCCUUGAUUGGGUUUCCCUCCGUAGGAAAGUCCACCCUUUUGAACAAGUGCACUCAUACGGUUUCCGAGUCAGCAGCAUAUGAGUUUACGACUCUAACGGCUAUUCCUGGUGUUGUGGAAUAUCAGGGAGCUCGUAUUCAACUUCUUGAUCUGCCCGGCAUCGUCGAAGGCGCCAGUCAGGGUCGGGGCCGUGGUCGUCAAGUUGUAUCCACAGCCAAAACUGCUGAUCUCAUCUUGAUCAUGUUGGAUGCUACGAAGUCUGACGAGCAGCGUCGAUUGUUGGAGAUUGAAUUGGAUGCCGUCGGUAUCCGCCUGAACAAGAGGAAACCCGACGUCGUCUUCAAGCGGAAGACAACGGGAGGAAUUACACUGAAUACCACGGUCAAGCUGACCAGAACAGAUGAAAAGACCAUAAGGACUAUUCUGGCCGGCUAUAAACUCCACAAUUGUGAUGUCAUGAUCCGAGAGGAUAUUACAACCGACGAGUUCAUAGACGUCCUUAUAGGAACGCGCAAGUAUAUACCUUGUCUCUAUGUUUACAACAAGAUAGACGCCAUCAGCCUUGAGCAGGUGGACAAACUUGCCCGAGCUGACCACAGUGUAGUCACCAGUUGCGAGAUGGGUCUGAACCUGGAUUAUCUCAUUGAACGAUUAUGGGCUGAAUUGGAUCUCGUGAAGGUGUACACCAAGAAACGCGGUGCUCAUCCAGAUUUGGCGGAUCCAAUUUGCUUGAGGAAAGGUGCUACAAUUGAGGGUGUGUGUAAUGGCAUUCACCGAUCGUUGGCCACCAAUUUCCGCUACGCUCUCGUUUGGUGA
This is a messenger RNA of Sparassis crispa, 1011 nucleotides long. RefSeq names its product GTP-binding protein. The transcript has 15 exons. Lineage: Eukaryota; Fungi; Basidiomycota; Agaricomycetes; Polyporales; Sparassidaceae. Gene Ontology annotation, cellular component: cytoplasm. Gene Ontology annotation, biological process: cytoplasmic translation. The coding region runs from base 1 to 1011 and encodes 336 amino acids. The record is from RefSeq and is a predicted model, not a curated record. Gene Ontology annotation, molecular function: GTP binding; GTPase activity.